Lathyrus oleraceus (garden pea) is the source of this 1155-nucleotide messenger RNA. Its product is annotated as calcium-binding protein CP1. Bases 470 to 952 code for a protein of 160 amino acids. Gene Ontology annotation, molecular function: calcium ion binding. Lineage: Eukaryota; Viridiplantae; Streptophyta; Magnoliopsida; Fabales; Fabaceae. The record is from RefSeq and is a predicted model, not a curated record. The transcript has a single exon.
AAAAGAGAUCAUUGAGAGAAAGAAUUCCCCAAUCAAAAUUACACAUCAUUUUCUUAUUUUGAAUGCCUAAACUUACAGUAUCUCGUGAGUAUUGACCACCACCACUUCAUAGCAUUUUCUCUCGUUUAGUCAAAGGGAGCAUUGCAUAGCAAUUUACACAACCACAAGGAGUGUUGUCGACGGUAGAAUAGAAGCAUAUCCUCCGAAACAAACAAGAGCAAUGAUGUCACGACAUACGUAAGAAACCAACACAUUCCUCGAAAAUUUUACAAAGUCCAAAACCUUGCUGCCCAAGUCCCGUGAUUCUGUCCGACUAAGAAUCACUGCAUGCCUCACAAAUACUGUGUGGGCCCCCAAAUUCUCGGAGCCCAAACCCACUCAACCCUAUAUAUUCAACACACGUUUAUAACCAAAACUAACCAUAGCUCAAAACAUAACCACCCAAUCACACAAACAAAAACCAAACAUUAUGUGUCCUUCUGGCCGGAGCCUCCGUCUACAACCUCCCACAUCCGAUUUCCGACCGGCAUUUGACGUUCUCGACACCGAUUCCGACGGUAAAAUAAGCCGCGAAGAUCUCCGUUCAUUCUACGCCACCAACAGGGGUGUCGUCAAAGACGACGCAAUCGGUGCGAUGAUGUCGGUGGCGGACACAAACAUGAGCGGGUUCGUGGAGUACGAGGAAUUCGAGCGCGUGGUUAGCGGUGACGCAGAAAAGAGUCCGUUAGGGUGUGGGGCCAUGGAAGAUGUGUUCAAGGUGAUGGACAGAGACGGUGACGGUAAAGUUAGUCAUCAAGAUUUGAAGAAUUAUAUGGCUUUGGCUGGUUUCGCCGCCAGCGAUGAAGAUAUAAACGCUAUGAUUAGGUUUGGCGGUGGCGAUGGAAACGGCGGCGUUAGCUUCGAUGGUUUGAUUCGUAUAUUAGCUUUUGAUCAUCUUGCUCCGGCUAAUUAAUUGAUUAGAGUAUUUAAUUAUAUUUUUAUAUUGUUAAGAAAAAAAUUAGCCGCUAAAUUGGUUUUGUGUUGGAUUAUAAUGGAACACUUCAAUUCAAGGCUUUGGAAUUGAUCAUUUGUAGGUGUUUUGUAUUUUUUAAGGUUAAUUGUAUUGUAAUGAUGAAUUUUACUUAAUAGUCUCAAUUAUGAGAUGCAAUUUCAGAA